AAACUCAAAUAUGCUGGAACAUCAGCAUCACUGCCAGAAUAUUGGAAAACCAUUCAAUAUUUGAUCAUGUUGCUGGAUGUCAUGAUGACAUAAACACGUUACAUAACACCGUUAAUGGAGACGGAAACUUUAAACCUCUGAUUUUUAAAGAAUUUUAAGAUGAUGCGACAAGCUGUAAAAACCAACCACCCAGAUUUACCUUGGAACCGUUAGCCGCCUUUUUAGAAAAAACGAAAAGAGGAAUUAGUGUCCACCAACUCUCACUUCGUGAUAAUAUCUGUGUUGAAUAAGACUUUCUUCUGCUUUUAAACACCUGUUUCCUUUGCAUAGGAACAGAACAUCUGUGGUUUCUUUUUGCAGCUCAUAUGAUUGUUGAUUUCUUUGACAGAAGCUUUAACUUUUGAUGAUGCAAAACCAAAUGCAUAGAUAGGAACACAGCAAUAAGCUAUUAAAGAGCAUCGUGGGUUAACAUCAACGGUAAGCCUGCAUAAUUUAGAGAGAUAUUGAGUUGAGAGUUACGCUGAAGCCAGAUUUCCAGAAGUGAGAUGUGAGAGACAGACGCUAGCAGUCCCACUUCCUCUAACAGAUUGUAUAAAACAACAUUCACAUACGUGCAUACUUAAUUACACUGACUGGGAAGAACAUUAAGUUUGUAGAAAUGUCCAAUACUUAUUUUGUAGACAUCUGAAAUUUUAAAAACCUGCUGCAUGAUUCAAGAGAAAAAAAGUACAUCAUCAUCUAGGAUUAAAAAUCUAAAGCAGAUUUCCAUAUUGGGAGUUUGAUACUGGUUCAAGUGAUGCUGUGUGAAGGGAGACUGCUGAGCAUGACCUAUGGUGAGAUGGAGGAGAUGGACUCGCUGCAUCCUCCUCAGACUUUCUAUUGUGCUGGUGGGCGACCUAGAACCUCCCUAACACCCAGCACCUCUGACCCCGCUCCGCUCGUUUCCUACAGCUCCCUGAAGGAAACGGGAGACACAACGAGCCUGAGGGCUUCAGUCGACCUGUACAUCUCUCCCCUUUCGACCUCAUCCCAUCUCCAGGGAGUCUAUCUGGGGAGGCAAAUAUCUUCAGACAUGGAAAUUCCUGCACAACCUCACCGUGAUGGGGGUGACACCGCCCUCUUGGUUCCCUCCUUCUGCCAGACCAUCUAUGAAAACUACAGCGACCUCCAUAUCGGAGGGGAGCAGGUGCUGCCUCUGUCAGCCAAUGACGCCGAUUUGAGGGUAUGUGCUGAAGUGAAGGCUGUGAGGCCGUUCCUACAGUCCUGCGAUGUCCCACUGGCGGUGGAGGACUCUCCUCCAGGACAGCAAGGUCUGCCCAACCUGCUCAGGAGGGGAUCCAACCACUGGAGACAGGCGAGCGGCCGCGAUCGCAGCUUUUUGUUCCAGGGUCACGAGGGUCCCUUCUCCAAUUCCCUUCUGAAUCAUUACCUGGAGGAGAAGCUCUUGGAUCUGUACCAGCAGUACAUGAUGGAGAACAUGGCGAGGCAGGGAGUUCCCGGUACAGAUGACGGUGCCAUUUGCCCACUGCUGGGUUCAGAACUUGUUCUGUCCAGCAUUGACCAGAUCACCCAGCAGCUCAGCCGGGAGGGCAACCUGGAGGCCGGCCUGGCCAAGGACAUGGUUCUGAGCUGCUUGCUGAGGGUGGCCAGCGACCUGCAGUCGGGUGAGAUCAGCACGCCUUGCCUGCAGAUUUCAACCGAGGCCUCCGGGGAGCAGCUCACAGAGAGUACACGAGACUAACCACAAAGCUUAAAAGCUCACUUUCUGUUCUCCUUUACACCUAAGUUUGGUUAUUGCUGUUCUGGAGAGUGAAAACCUAGAAUAGACGUAGAUAAGCAGCUUUCCAUGUCUUGAGUUUGUCUUUCUAACUUUCAAUAAAUAGAAAAUGAAAACUAAAA
This is a messenger RNA of Gambusia affinis (western mosquitofish), 1899 nucleotides long. RefSeq names its product TLR adapter interacting with SLC15A4 on the lysosome. Gene Ontology annotation, biological process: regulation of toll-like receptor signaling pathway. The record is from RefSeq and is a predicted model, not a curated record. The transcript has 2 exons. Lineage: Eukaryota; Metazoa; Chordata; Actinopteri; Cyprinodontiformes; Poeciliidae. The coding region runs from base 797 to 1741 and encodes 314 amino acids.